This is a messenger RNA of Populus euphratica (Euphrates poplar), 474 nucleotides long. RefSeq lists its product as uncharacterized. The transcript has a single exon. Bases 319 to 426 code for a protein of 35 amino acids. Lineage: Eukaryota; Viridiplantae; Streptophyta; Magnoliopsida; Malpighiales; Salicaceae. The record is from RefSeq and is a predicted model, not a curated record.
ACGAUAGAAAAGAGAAUAUUAUCAGAAAGAAAGAGACAAAGAAAGCAAGCUCGACAUCCUGAAAACUUAGACCAAAGUAAGAAACCAAAAACCAAAGCCAUAGAGAGCACGAAGGAACAGAAGAUUACACAUUCCCUCCUCAAAGAUUUAAGUCUUUUUUUUCUUCUCAUUCUUUUCUUCUCUUUGUGUGUAAAAAAUGGAGCAAAUCAAGGCCACCUUCCAGCUAGAAGCUUGUGGCAUAAUCUAGGAAUUUAGAGACAUUUCUGGCUCUCUUGUUUGAAAAACCUUCGUGGGUUUUUCUGUGUCGGUGGUGGGAAUAUGGCUUGCAAGAGAAUGGUCAUAUCAGUGAACUUGGAUCCAGAGAGAAAGAGGAGUGGUGGUCUUAGAACUAAACAGGCUGGGAGAGGAUCCUGUCGUGGAAGUUAGACUGUCAAAAAAUGUGCAGUCUUUGGCACUGACCAGUCACAAAACAGU